UGCUAAAGAACAGAACAGAACGAGGGAGAGAGAGAGAGAGAGCGAGAGAGAGAGAAAAAAAGAGGGAGAGAAAACGAGAGGCAGGUUGUCAACUGUGUCUGUUCACGUCAAAACUCGUCUGUUGUUGGUGUUAACACAGUCCUUGACGAGUAGCGGCGUUCGGUCGAAGAAAGCCGCGACACGCAGCGGCGGCGGUGUUCGUUGGAUCUUUUCCCGGGUUUGACUUGACGCGCAAGUUCGCUUGAGCCCGGAGAAACAGAAGAAAGACUGGACUGUUCUCCAACCUCGUUCCUCUUGGCCACCAACACCUUCUGAUUCUUCUUCACUACCACUCCUGGUGUGGAGAACUAAAGCCUUGGGUUGAAGCUGCUCCGCUCCAUACCACAUCCUAGAGCAGCGAACACCGCGAGGAGGAGAAGGACUUGUUGCGCGCGUCUCCGUCGUUUGAGGAGCGCUCCACGCUCCGGCUCCUGCUCUAUCUUUGACAACACACACACGCAAACACGCGUCCGCAUGUUUUGGUGUCAGGAACUGACUCACACUCGGUGACUUAACACAUCCAUUCGCAUAAAAAACACAUUUCCCCGAUUAGUUCGCUUCGCCGACUUCGCUUCGCUUACCGACACUUAAAAACACGUUGCUUGUUUUUCUUUUUAAAUGGCACAUACGCAGAAAAAGUCAAAUUCUACUCUUGUGAGAAUCUAAGAAAUUAUUAGAGUAGAUUACAACAGAUUUUUUUUUUCUUCCUUUACGACAUCAUGUCUGAAGGAUAUGGAGACACCGACGGUCCGGCGGACUGCAUUCCGCCCAGAGUGUCCCGGGGCCGGCGCAGCGGAGUCAUCCUUCCCGGUGUUGGUGGCGGUGGACCUGAUUCAGACACCAUCCUGUUGGAGGCAGUGAAGGCAGCACCGAGACGCAGCAGCAUCAUAAAGGAUCCCAUGGUGCAGAAGAUGGGCGGAGGCAGAAAGAAGACGGUGUCUUUCAGCAGCAUGCCCUCAGAGAAGAAGGUAAGCAGUGCGUCAGACUGCCUGGCCUUCAUGCAGGGAGGAUGUGAGCUGAAGAAGAUCCGACCAAACUCCAGGGUCUACUGUCGCUUCUACACCCUGGACCCCGACCUCAGCUGCCUUCGCUGGGAGCCCUCCAAGAAAGACGGGGAACGAGCUCGUCUGGACGUGUCCAGUAUCAGAGAAGUCAGGACCGGCAAAAGCACUGAGACGUUCCUUCAUAACGGACCUCUGUCGGAACAUCUGGCUGAAGAGGCGGCAUUUUCUGUCAUACAUGGAGACGAGUACCAGUCUCUGGACCUGGUGGCGUUGUCUGCUGAUGUGGCCAACAUCUGGGUUACGGGCCUCAGGUAUCUGCUGGCCCACCCUUCUGCCAUUGGUGGAGGUGGGAGCAGUGGAUUUGGAGGUGGAGUUCUAUGUGAAGGAGGGGGCGUGGCUGUCGAGGGGAGUCUUGGCAGUAAAAUAAGGUGCGAGUGGCUGACGACAGAGUUCGCCCUGGUGGACGAAGACGGACAUGGCAUCGUGACGGAAGACGUUGCCGUUUCAACGAUCUGUAAACUGUGUCCUGGUACCAGAGAGGCAAAGGUACGUCUGCGCUUCAAGGAGAUCCAGCGCAGCAAGGAGAAACUGACCUCCCAUGUGACUCUGGAGGAGUUCCAGGAGGCGUAUUGCGAGCUCUGUACCCGCCCUGACGUCUACUUCCUCCUGGUGCAGCUGUCCAAGGACCGGGAGUGCCUGGACCCUCAGGACCUCCGACUCUUCUUGGAAACAGAGCAGGGUCUGUCUCUGGCAACCACCGAGGGAUGCUGGGAGCUGCUGCGGCGCUACGAGCCCUCCGAGCAGGGUAAGGAGCGCGGGCUGCUCGGUCUGGACGGGUUCGCCCGCUACCUGCAGUCGCCCGAGUGCCAGCUGCUCGACCCGGAUCACCAUGGAGUUUGUCAGGACAUGAACCUACCUCUUUCUCACUACUACAUCAGCACAUCGUAUCGCUCCUACCUACUGGAUGACCAAGUACAUGGCAGAGCAGACCUCGGUGGCCUGAUCAAAUCCUUACAGUCCGGCUGCCGCUGCCUGGAGCUUGGAGUUACUGAUGGCCCAGAGGGAGAACCUCUUCUGGGUGUGGACUACGGUUCAGACGUACCCAAGCAUCAUCACCACCACCAUCACCACUGCGCACCUGUGACCAUUCGGUCGGCACUGGAGGUGGUUAACAAGUACGCCUUUCUAACCUCACCGUACCCCCUGCUGAUCUACCUGUGCCACCGCUGCUCCCCGGCCCAGCAGCAGACCAUGGCAAACCAUCUGAAGAAGGUUUUCGGCUCGCGACUCUACAUACCAGAGGAUGUGCCCGUGAACCUGGGGGGCCGUGGAACGGCUCUACCCUCCCCGGAGCAGCUGAAGGGACGUGUCGUUAUUGUUGGCAAAAAGCUCCCCGCCGAUCAUCAAGGUUCUGAUGGGGAGGUUUCCGAAGAGGAUGAGGAGAUUGGAGGAGGAGGACCUUUGGCAGGACGACGAAUGACUAUACCGGGUGAGGAGGAUUUGGGUGUGGUCCUAGUGGUGCCUCCGCCUUCUCAACCCAGGAAGCUCCGUCUCCACCGAGAUCUGUCAGACUUGGUGGCGAUAGCUCGCACCGGUAGCCGCAGCUUCUAUGCCCACAGGACACGGGACAAACAGCAGCAGUCUCCCCCCGGCAGUCCCUCCACUCCCGGCACACCCGUGCCUCCAGAGCCACCGUACUUUACGCUGUGCUCUCUGGGCGAGGGAGAGGCCGGGCGCCUGACAAGCGAGAGCCCAGAGGACUUGGUGAUGUUCACCAAACGCACAUUGACCCGGGUGCGGCCCAGCUCGGUACGCCUGGACUCCAGCAACCCUAAUCCACAAGGGUACUGGAAAGGAGGGGUCCAGCUUGUGGCCCUAAACCAGCAGACCCCUGGCGCAAUGUUGGACCUCCACCGAGGUCGCUUCCUGCAGAACGGAGGCAGCGGUUACGUACUUCGACCGGCUGUGAUGAGGGAUGAGGUGUCGUAUUUCAGCGCCCACACACAGGGGUGUGUCCCAGGAGUUCCUCCGCAGACGCUACGUAUAAAGGUUAUUAGUGCCCACAACCUGCCCAAGCCUCAGGGAUCGGGGGCUAAAGGAGAGUUCAUUGACCCCUAUGUAGUUUUGGAAUUGCACGGCGUCCCAGCGGACUGCGCUGAACAGCGGACACGCACUGCAGCUCAGAACCAGGAUGACCCGCUCUUCGAUGAGACCUUUGAGUUCCAAGUCAACAUGCCGGAGCUGGCCCUGCUGCGAUUCGUUGUGCUUGAUGAUGACUACAUCGGAGACGAUUUUAUUGGUCAGUUCAGCGUCGCCUUCGAGUGCCUUCAGCCUGGCUACCGUAACGUGCCGCUGUUGGGCCUAUCAGGUGACCCCCUGCCCCACGCCAGCCUGUUUGUCCAUGUAGUGAUCACCAACCGUCGAGGAGGUGGGAAGGCCCACAGACGGGGCCUCUCUGUGAGGAGGGUGGGACGACGGGGCAGGGGCUACGUCACACUGAGGAAUACGGGCAUCAAGGUGGUGGACGAGACCUUCAAAGUGGCCGGUGGUCCACUGAAGGAGGCCGCAGACCUGCGGGAGGACGCACAGAGCACCACCGCCAGCUUCAAAGAACAGUGUGGGCUCCCCACAGUGGCCAAGCUGAAGCAGUGCAUCCAGAGUCUGGCCACCAGACUGCAGAGCCCGGAGGGCUCCAUCGGCGCCGCGAUGGUGUUGAAAGACGGCUACCCCUGUCUGGAGCCCCUGGUCAACCUGUCGGAGCCCACUCGCAAAGUGCUAGCUGCCUACGACACGAUGAUCGCCUCGCAGAAACAGCUGAUUGAGAAUGCAGAUUACGUUCAGGAGCGCAUCGACCAGGUUCAGAGGGAAGGCAUGGACUUCCAUGAGGAGCUUUCUCGGCUCGGGGAGAAGGAAGGACUGAAGGGACGUAAGCUAGGUAAAUCUGUGGAGAGCUUUACCUGGAACAUCACUGUCCUGAAGGGUCAGAGCGACCUGUUACGCGGCGCUAAGAUGGAAUCCUUGGACGCUCUGAGGCAGCUGGCUCUGGCCUGUGAAGCCUGUGGACUCACCUCCUCCUCCUCCAACAUCAACUCCUCGUCCUCCGCCGAGAUCCACUACUCCUCACAUCCUCAGUCUGGUCGCCGCAGCAGCACGCACAGCAACGGACGCAUAUGAGGCGCCGGCCUUCGUUUCCUCCCACACUGGGUCCAGACAUGCUGCCAAAGACAGAAAAGGGAGGAAAUCAAAGAGAGGGAGGAGGGGGGG
Molecule: messenger RNA, 4307 nt
Organism: Cynoglossus semilaevis (tongue sole)
Lineage: Eukaryota; Metazoa; Chordata; Actinopteri; Pleuronectiformes; Cynoglossidae
Gene: plcl1
Product: phospholipase C like 1
Exons: 12
Coding region: 759-4217 (1152 amino acids)
Biological process (GO): phosphatidylinositol metabolic process; phosphatidylinositol-mediated signaling; regulation of synaptic transmission, GABAergic
Molecular function (GO): phosphatidylinositol-4,5-bisphosphate phospholipase C activity
Source: RefSeq, a predicted model, not a curated record